Molecule: messenger RNA, 3769 nt
Organism: Monopterus albus (swamp eel)
Lineage: Eukaryota; Metazoa; Chordata; Actinopteri; Synbranchiformes; Synbranchidae
Product: serine/threonine-protein kinase fray2-like
Exons: 6
Coding region: 262-2385 (707 amino acids)
Source: RefSeq, a predicted model, not a curated record
CAACAGGCGGCACUGCUAACAACAGCGCGGAGCAGUGUUGGCCUCUUUAGUUCAAGCUGUGUGUUUUUUUCUUUUUACAUCAACGGUUGUCCUUGUGUACUGCUUAAAGUUUUUCGGUCCCAUUUUGGUAUUCUAGUGUUCAGUAACUUCGUUUCAGGCUACCAGUAGCCUAACAAUAGCAUUUUCUCUCCCUGUGAUGCGACAGAAGAGGAAGCUGUUUGAGCAGCGUUAGUAGAACACUCAAAUGUAAGAGGCUGAAUCAUGAAUCCACUUGACUGGGGUGCCGCUAUCCUGAGACUUCAGGGAUCUCUGGAUCCAAAUCACCAGAGUGUUGUUGAAAACAGCAUGGAAAAUCCUCCAAGAACUAGUAAUGAUUUGACCGCUUACUAUCAAUACUCAAAAUACACUGUUGAUGGAACACACAGCAGCCAGGGAGUGAAUGUGACAUGGAAGGGCCUUAGUCCUCCCUCCUACAACCUUGACAGUAAUCAUUCAGAAGUCGACAACGCGGAUGGAGAACCACUUGAAAUGGAUGAGGAGGACCCAGAGUUGGCAAGAAAGCGGAAAGAGCUGAGAGAAAUAGAGGAGCAAAUAUUACGCAAGAAAGCUUCCCUUGCUUUGAAAAAAUUUGUGAAGACAGUGCCACCAGACUGUAAUGAGCAGUCAGAUACAUGCGAAGGUGAAACACUCCGACAAAGGGUGAAUGUAAUUUUGCAGCAACGGCACUCUCUUGGCUUUCUGCCAAAGGUCCGGUCACCUAGAAACUCAUCCAGCCUGAGUAAAGCUGGUUUGGUGCAGGAAGACCACCCCCUGAAACUCAGAGUGAAGGCACUAAUGACCAAGAGAUGUAGGGGUCUCUGUGAACUACCAACAAACAUGGAGGUCUCUGGUGGCACAGCGCCUCCUCCCAGCCAAAACAUUCCUUCACCAGUUAAGGAGAAUAGCACCAGUGAGGGUUUCCAGCGCUUCCUCAGAGUGCUCAACAAGGGAGUGGACAUUGACUUGCUCAGCAGGAUUGUCAAUGAUGACAGUGAGGAUCUUCCUUUGGGUGGGAAGCUACUGAACGUUCAGCCUCCUGCUGUGGACAACAAUUGGAAUCCGACCUUCAGGAGCCAGAGCCAGCGAUCAAACAGUGAAGCCUCCCUGCAAGGUCAUGGUCAGACCAAUGGCGAAGAGAGGAAGACUGAUGUGCCCAGUCCAGUGAGAUCCCACACAGAAAGACCCUCCGUGCCUGAUAAUAAGAAAAAUGACAGAGAAGGCGACUCCUUUAACUCCAGUAGUCGAUCAAAGUCUCCCCCAACAGUGAUAAAGAAGAAGGAGAAAGAAGACGGACUAAAAUCAAAGGUGGAUGAGCAACGUGAACAGCUGCAGAAUGUUCUGAAAACUCUGGGCUUGAGCCUAGAAGAGGAAGAGAUGAGCAAACUAACAGACCGGACUCAGGAGAGGCUGUAUGGAAAGAAGCAUGAGGGCGGACAGCAGGGUGACAGUAGAAGCGAGCAGGAGUGUUUUCAGAAGGACAGACGUAGCAGGAACUCCUCUUCUUCCUCCUGUUCUUCCUCUUACUCCUCUACCUCCUUCUCCUCAUCAAGGUCAAACUCUAGAAGCUUUAGCCUCAGCCCCUCUUCCCAUAGGCACUCUCACAGCGGAGACUCGGAACAAAGGCAAACGUCUCAACGCAACCGCUCAAGAGACAGAAGCAGAACACACCAAGACAGUGACCAGGAGAGUAAAGACGCACAGAAGCCCAGGGGCAGAGACAAAGAGAGAAAAAAGACUGAAAAAAUCUCUGCUCAUCAACAUCCUUAUCCACAAGACCAAACCUAUCCCCAUCCACACCCUGCCGCUUUUUCUGAUUAUUUGGAUUACAAUUUGUCCUCCGAGUACUCCCGGUGCACAACCUACCACAGUGGCAAUUGUAGUACUGCUACAGAUUCAUCCUGGACUCAGGGUCCCAUUUCUCCCUCCCUUUAUCCCAGCGAGUAUUCCUACCCACAUGACAACUACCAUCAGUUUGCUGGUCCUGUGGCGGUACCUAAAACGGUUCACCCUAAUCUAAAGCCCCCUAAAGACAUUAACUUUCAUGUGAAUCCAGAUCUGUCUUCAUGUGAAGGCCAGAUUGGACCAACAUCUGGCAUUCGUUGCCUGCAGGUCAUCAGCACCAUGCAGUCAACCACUCAGAGACGUUUAAAGCCAUUCACUAAACCACAAAAACGGACGAGGAACCAUGAGUAUUACCAGAGGAAGAGGCGAUCAUAUAGACAAAAAAGGAAACAGAAAAAAAAGAAAGCAUUAACAGAACUGAGGGAAAAGCUUGAAGCAGAAAAGGCGAAAAAAAACAAACGGUCCAACUGCUUAAUCACUCUGACUGGUGAAGACCUGCUUUGAGCCCAGAAAGACCAUACUGAUCUCCUGUUUAACAUUUUUUUCUUUUCACAUGUAGUUCAUAGUGUAACAGAGACUUCUGAUUUUAGUCAUAUUUUCAGAUUUGUACUGAGUACUUCUGAAAUGAUAUCUUCCUCAAAAGAAUAUUUUUGUGCAGGUAAUUUUGUUUUUCAUCAAGACAGGUUUUAGCAUUUACAUUUCUGUGUAUGCCGUGACUUUAUAACUAACUUUAUAACUAACCUUUUUUUUUUUUUCUUGGAACUGUAUAAAUUGCAUUAAGCAAAAUAUAUUUUGUAUUAUUUGUCUUAAUUCGUUGAUGAAAUGUGUAGUUCAUUAAGGGAUGAGCCUGAAAACAUGGUCAGGUCUUGUUAUUUUUUGCAUUUCCCCACUAAAGGUUGUUCCUACAGUGACUGAAGUCUUAACAAUGAAAGUGUAUGCUUGCGCCUCAGAACUUUUUUUCAACAUACUCUAGUUUUUUUCCAUUUACUAAUAUCAUUAGUCAUUUACCUGUAUAUGACUUAUGCUGCUUCCCUGUUCUUACUUAAAGCUGCAGCCAGCUCUGAAUUCCCACAUCUGACAGUUUAUUUCAUUAACAAGGUGACUCAAAAACAAACGAAGUGUUGCACUGAGGCUUGAGGAACCUUAAAUCCCAAAAUUAAACCUGCAAAAGCUGAAAUUUGGACAGCUGGACAGUACUGACGUAUCAUAAAGCUUGAAUGUUGAAGUUGAUAUGCUGAGACUGUUUUACAAACUGGGCCUUAUUUGUGCAUCCAGGGGGCAGAGCAACAUUGACAUUCAUAGCGAUUAUAAAUCCAAUAUUUCAUCUCUUUUAUCUGUGUUUUUGGUCUCCACCACCUCUUGGCCCUUUAUGUGUUAAGUGUCCUGCUUUGUUCACAAACUAAUCACUAGUUGUGUCCGUGCAAUUUGGUGGUGUAGUGUACAGUGGGUUUUUCACUGAAGAUGGCCUCCUGAGGCAGAAGACAACUAUGAAAGCACAAGAGUGUGAAACUGAAAACAGUAACGUGAUGUUGCAGACCAACAGCUAAACAAUGAACCAACAGUGUCUGUAAAUCUGAGGGUAGCUGCGGAUUCAGGUAGCUUCUCUGUAGCUUCUUCACCAUGAUCGACUCUUUUCACAUUGUCAAAUACAUUGAUGGUUACUGUAAAAAAUAUAGAUUAUAGCUCCUUGAAAGGAGCUAUAAUCUAUAUUUUUAAAGGGCUCUUUAAUACUGCAAAUUUGGUUCUUUAAAGGUCUACAUGCUAGCCUGCUAAUAUAGCACUGAGCUCAAAGGCAGACAGAGGACAGCUAAACUGACUGGCGAGCUAAGCCUGUCAGUGGAGCUUACUGAUGUCAAGUGAUCCACCUUUACAGUGGGGCAAAUAAGUA